GAUUUUUUAAGUCAUAUCUUUCUUUUUAGGUUAUCUAAUAGUUGCCUGGACUUAAAAUGUUCAAAUUUUACCAAAAAAUUAUAUUACAGCAGUUCAAAGGAAUUAAUAGGACAGCCCACCUAAAUCGGCACAAUGGAUUUGCCACGGCCACAAUUGCCGAAACGAAAAAUAUCAACGCAGAGAAUAAUUCUGAAAGUGAAAAAGUUGGACCCACCAAUAGUGUUAAGGAAAACAAAAUGGUAAAAACCGUAUUUGCCUCAAUAAAUUUGGAUGUUAGUGCUGACCAUAUAAAAACUCCUUUUACCGAUACCAAAAUAUUUAACGCCAGUUCUGUUGAUGAACUUUUGUCCAUAUCUGAAGGAACUGGGAUCUCACGAAAACAUGCAUUAAAAGUAGUAUCAGUUUUAUCAAAUUGGACAUCUACAGAAAAAAUAAAGCUUAGUGAUUUUGAAAGAGAUCCUAGAUUCAUCAAAUUAUGUAAAAUCCUAACUAGAACAGGUCCUAAUGGAAAAAAUGGAAAAAGCCUUUCAGAAGUGAACAAAAGUGAAGAUUUAUCUACAGUUUUAAAUGUGACUGCCGAUGAAGAGGCAGCAAAAUUGGUUGGAAGCUUAACACUUCCACAAAUGAUUAAGGUUUUGGUCACUUUAUCGGUGAAAAGAAGACGUUCCACAUUUUUAUUGAGGGCGUUGGCGUACAAUAUCGCCGCCAGUCCAGAGCAACUCAAUAUAAAACAGUGCGCAGACCUAUUCUACAGUAUUGCUUCUUUAAAUUAUUACGACGAAAAUUUGUUCGAAAAAGCUGCAAAUAAUAUUAUAACUGUUCUUGAAAAGGAAGUCAUAAAGAGAAGCGCUGUAAUUGGUUCUAUACUCACAAGUGUCGGUCUAUUAAGGUAUAAGAAUCCAGCUCUCCUCGAUGCAAUUAGUGAAUGGAUUGUCAAAAAUAAUACCACUAGCAGGCCACAAGAUAUUUUUAGUUUAUUUAUGACGUUGGCCGUUUUAAAUUAUAUCCCUUCAAAUGCGGAUCAUCUUUUUAAGGUUUUAGUUCCGCAAUUGACCGAAGAAGAAGCGGGUAAACCAGGUGCCUGGUUGGAAAUAGUAUGGUCCUUAGUUCUGCUAAAUCAAGCAAAUGCAGACCACUUAAAAUCAGUGUUAAGCGAAGAAUUUAUUAAUAAACUGAAAGACAGAAGGUCCCUGACAACAUCAGCCAUAUUAAAACUGCUGAACAUAGAUGGUGCUGCCCAUUAUUUAAUAAAAAAUUACAAAGGUCCCCAAAUUCCCCAAAAUCACGAGAUAAGGAACACAUCAUUUUUAAUGACGAAGGAGAAAGAACAAGUUGUAAACUGUGUAAUUGAUACUUUAAAGAACCUUAUUCCAGAUAACUAUUUCCGAACGAGGGUAAAUACAGGAUUAGGGUUUUAUAUCGACGCAGAAUGUGCAGUAGAUAAGACGUGCAACCCGUUACCUAUUAAGAGCACACCGGAUAGCAAUCAAAUAAAGAUUGCUAUUUUGGCCUACGAUUAUCAUGACAUGUGUAAAGGAAGAUUCGGGCCGACAGGUAUCAACGUUUUAAUACAGAAGUUACUUUCCGCUUUGGGUUAUCGGAUAGUCACCAUUCCGUUUAACGAAUUCAUUGUAACAGACAAGAUAGUGAACAGAGUGCAGUAUUUAGAAAAUAAGCUUAAACAAGCUAUAAAGGAAUAGUUUUUUUUUAAAUACUUUUAAACAUUAAUAUAAAGUGUUACUAAUUUAUAUAAUAUUGUUUUUUUUUGUAAAUAAUAAAAUAUCAGUUUUUCUUAUUUA
This is a messenger RNA of Anthonomus grandis grandis, 1799 nucleotides long. RefSeq names its product FAST kinase domain-containing protein 4. Bases 57 to 1700 code for a protein of 547 amino acids. Lineage: Eukaryota; Metazoa; Arthropoda; Insecta; Coleoptera; Curculionidae. The transcript is spliced from 8 exons. Gene Ontology annotation, biological process: regulation of mitochondrial mRNA stability. The record is from RefSeq and is a predicted model, not a curated record.